This is a messenger RNA of Aspergillus tanneri, 1503 nucleotides long. Its product is annotated as MFS transporter. The coding region runs from base 1 to 1503 and encodes 500 amino acids. Gene Ontology annotation, molecular function: transmembrane transporter activity. The transcript is spliced from 4 exons. The record is from RefSeq and is a predicted model, not a curated record. Gene Ontology annotation, biological process: transmembrane transport. NCBI's taxonomy places the organism in Eukaryota, Fungi, Ascomycota, Eurotiomycetes, Eurotiales, Aspergillaceae.
AUGACGUCUACCUCUGAGGUGAGACCGAUGGUGGAUAAGCUGCAGAUAACCGGUGAGUCAAAAGUUACUUCGGGUACUGCUGCAUCUUUUCAAACUGAUAGUCUCGAUGAUCAUAUAGAUCCAAAAAAAUGGCCGCUGCGUCGGAAAUGGAAGGCUAUGCUCGGCAUCUCAUCUUUUGUCCUCAUGAGUCCACUUUCAUCAACGAUUGUAGCGCCUAGCUUGCCGAGUAUUGCCAGAGACUUGUCAAUCUCUCAGCCUGCAGAACAAUCAAUGGUACUCUCCAUUUUCGUGCUCCCUUAUGCCUUCGGGCCCUUGAUUGCAGGCCCUUUGUCAGAGAUGUAUGGCCGAGUACGAGUGAUCCAGUCCUGGAAUCUGCUAUACCUCGUCUUCAAUACCGCUUGUGGUGCUGCGCCAUCAAAGUCAGCUAUGCUAGCUUUUAGGUUUCUUGCAGGCUUCUUUGGAAGUGCUACACUCGGUAUCGGCGGCGGGACAUUGAGUGACCUUUUUACCGCCGAGGAACGUGGUAAAGCAGUUGCGAUCUACAGUGUUAUUCCCUUACUCUCUCCAGUCAUUGGCCCUAUUGUCGGUGGCUUCAUUGCCCAACACAUAUCAUGGCAUUGGGCAUUCUACAUAGCCUCACUGCUGGACGUUAUUAUUCAAAUCCUGGGCAUUUAUUUCCUCGAAGAGACGUAUGUGCCUGUGUUGCUACAUAGGAAACAGAUGCAUUUAAUGCGGACGACUGCGCUGGAUCACCGGCUCCACUCUAAAACCAGGGAGGCACUGAAGGGACUCCGGAGUCGGCUGAGGACCAAUCUCGGGCGAGCGGCUCUCCUCCUUACCACCCAGCCAAUUGUCCAAGUUUUUGCCCUGUACAAUGCAUUUCUCUAUGGGAUUAUCUACAUCUUAUACACCAUCUUUCCAGAUCUGUACACGGAGGUCUAUCACGAGUCAGAAGGGAUAGUUGGUUUGCAUUAUCUCUCUAUGGGGGUCGGCAUGACCAUUGCGGCUCAGGGUUUUACUUAUGUCAAUGAUCGGAUCUUCGCUUCCCUGAAAACCAGGUAUAGUGGAGUGCGUCUGCCAGAGUUCCGUGUGCCACCGAUGGGCCCGGCGACUCUGCUACUUGCCGGAGGGCUUUUCUGGUAUGGCUGGAGUGCCCAGUACAAACUCCACUGGAUCAUGCCGGACAUUGGUAGUGGCCUCUUCUGCAUCGGGGCCGUGGUGUGUGGUAUCUCCGCCAAUGCGUACAUUAUUGAUACGUAUGGGAAGUUCUCUGCCAGCGCUCUGGCAGCAGUAGGAACCCUACGAAGUCUAACCGCAUUUGGUUUUCCACUCUUUGCUCCUUACAUAUUCAAGGCAUUUGGUUACGGGUGGGCUGGAAGCCUCCUCGGGUUCUGUGCUUUGGGCAUCGGGUUGCCUUGUGUAGCAAUUAUAUGGUUUCAUGGCAACACAUUACGUCGACGAAGCACAGUUUUAGCUUCUGAUGGUGAAGGGAGUAGAGUGUGA